AUGAUGUUCCCCAACUUCGCUGCCGGCCUUGUUGCCGCUCUUUCUAUCUCCGGUGUCAACGCUGGUCUUUGCCGUCCUAGCUCGCAGACCAGCGUGGUGGUUUCAUCUGGUAGCACUACGGCUAAGACUGCUACUGAGACUUCAGCCACGCAGACUGUUGUUGGUACCACUACCACCAGUGUCGAGACCGGUUCAGAGACCACCACCAGUGAUGCUGGUGCUGAGACGACCAGGAGCGUUGAGUCUGGAUCUGAGACUACUACUGCCGAGACCGGAUCUGAGACCACUACCGUUGCGAUUGCCUCUGACACCACCACCGCUGAGACAUCCUUCGCCACUACUACCGUCCUCACCACCUCUGGUAUCGAUGUCACUACCGAUGUGACCACCUUCAUCACCCUCACCGCCACCGACACAACCACUUCUGAACUCGCCACUACUUCUGCUUUCGUCCCUGCCGAUCUCUUCCCAUGCGAAGUCAGCCAGGACUGUGAAGCCUACAUUCAGCUCUGCGAUGCUAUCCGCUGCGGCUGCAUCAACCGUAACUGCGAGCAACUCACCGGCACCACCAGUGCUGAGCCUACCACCACCGCAGCUGUCGAUGAGGAAACCACCACUACUGCUGAGGCUACCACUACUGCCGCCACCGAGGAGAACACCACCACCGUUGCAGUUGAGGAGCCUGCUACAACCACGCAAGCCGAGGAGGCCACCACUACUGUGGAACCCCUUCGUCGACGCGCUCUCGCUAGCGCUGUCCCCGAGGGUACUCACUACUGCAAUGUUCCUAAGGACUGUGAGGAGAAGAUCGACAUAAAUGGAUACAGCUGCGCGGACUUCGAUUGCACUUGUGCUGAGAACUCUUGCGUUGCUGAGGUGCCCUACCUCUAA
Fusarium tjaetaba is the source of this 891-nucleotide messenger RNA. RefSeq lists its product as uncharacterized. Bases 1 to 891 code for a protein of 296 amino acids. The transcript has a single exon. Lineage: Eukaryota; Fungi; Ascomycota; Sordariomycetes; Hypocreales; Nectriaceae. The record is from RefSeq and is a predicted model, not a curated record.